AUGCCAAAUUCACCCACCCUUGAUGAAGAUUGCCCCACAAGGUAUGCACUUUUUGGGGCUUCUUCAGCAAGCUCGGCGAAAGAUGAUCUUCUCAAACAAGCUGGCCUUCCUUCCUCCAUAAGUUGUUCUAUUUUAAGAGGAUUGUUGGGUUGGCUUGAUGCAAAUUGCGUUGUCAAUCUGGUUCAAGAAACAGAUGAGGUUUCCUCCAACUGCUGCCACUGUCAACUCCUCUCUACUGCUUGGUAUCUGCAGUCUCCAUAUAUGGCUUUAGUACAUGUUGGUAGUGAACUUGCAAAGCUCGUCCUUGGUCGAGUUUCAACAGAAGUGGAUGCUUGUCUUGCAUUGUUAGGAAGGUAUUGAUUGUUGGAAAAUUUGAAUUUAAAUUUACUCCAAUGGUUGUAUCUCUUGAGAUGAAAGGGUGUGUCCUUUUGAAGGGUCAUAACCGUUCUGAAGAGUCACAUAAAAGUCUUUAUAUUCCAUCUCCCUCACUUCAUUUUGAGAAGAGAAUUGUCAUUUUUCUUCUUCACUUUGAAUUUAUUCUUC
Molecule: messenger RNA, 543 nt
Organism: Camellia sinensis
Lineage: Eukaryota; Viridiplantae; Streptophyta; Magnoliopsida; Ericales; Theaceae
Source: RefSeq, a predicted model, not a curated record